UAUGAAUAAUCAGUUAGCAACAAAACCCAUCACCACUUGAAAAAAUAUGGCAUCAAUUCCAACUCCGACCGUGAAGGAUGAUGCCGCCGCCCCAACAACCAUCCGUGCCACCGUUGUCCAAGCUGCCACUGUGUUCUACGAUACCCCUGCCACUCUCGAUAAAGCAGAGAGGCUGGUAGCCGAAGCAGCCUCUAACGGUGCACAACUGGUGGUGUUUCCCGAAGCAUUCAUCGGCGGGUAUCCCCGCGGAUCCAACUUUGGAGCCACCGUCGGCCACUUCAACCCCACCGCCGCUGAACAGUUUUGGUGCAAUACUAGUCCAGAGAUGGAUCGGCUGGCGAGAAUAGCAGAGAGUUACAAGGUGUUUCUGGUGAUGGGAGUGAUCGAGAGAGAGGGAUACACUUUAUACUGCAGUGUUGUCUUCUUUGACCCUCAAGGAUGCUACCUCGGCAAGCGGAGGAAGUUCAUGCCCUCCACGGCCGAGCGCAUCGUCUGGGGCUUCGGAGACGGAUCCACCACUCCCGUGUUCGACACCCCCAUCGGGAAGCUGGGGGCCGUGAUCUGCUGGGAGAACAAGAUGCCGCUGCUGAGGACAGCGAUGUACGCGAAAGGGAUCGAGAUAUACUGCGCGCCAAACGCGGACGACAGAGAGGUGUGGCAGCCAACGGUGAGGCACAUCGCCAUAGAAGGGGGCGUGUUCGUUCUCUCCGCAUGCCAGUUCUGCCUCAGGAAGGACUUUCCAGCCCCUCCUGAGUACUCGCUGGCAGAGUGGGAGAACGAGCUCCAGCCGGACUCUGUGGUCAGCGCGGGGGGCAGCGUCAUCGUUGCCCCCUCAGGGGAGGUCUUGGCGGGGCCCAAUUUCGAGGGGGAGGGGCUUAUCACUGCUGAUUUAGAUUUGAAGGAUGUGGCGAUAGCAAAAUUCUCUUUUGAUGCGGUUGGCCACUAUUCUAGACCAGAUAUUCUCAACCUUAUUGUCAAUGAGCGUGCUAUGAAGCCGGUUUCCUUCACUUCCCACAAAUGACACUAGUCUACCACUGCAUUAAUAUUUUCUUUUCUUCUUGUCUUGAAUAAAUCUGCUUGUAUCAACUUGUGUGUAAGUAGUACUCCUAUGUAAAAGUUUUUUUGAAAUCUCAACUCAAAACUUGUUAAUGGCGGAAACUUAGAAUGUAUGGUCUCUCCCCAUAAAGGUCCAUCAAAAAAACUUUCAAUGAUAUCAACAUAAAUUUGGUUGCUUUCA
This is a messenger RNA of Salvia splendens (bonfire salvia), 1237 nucleotides long. RefSeq names its product bifunctional nitrilase/nitrile hydratase NIT4B. Bases 47 to 1021 code for a protein of 324 amino acids. The transcript has 4 exons. The record is from RefSeq and is a predicted model, not a curated record. Gene Ontology annotation, molecular function: nitrilase activity; nitrile hydratase activity. NCBI's taxonomy places the organism in Eukaryota, Viridiplantae, Streptophyta, Magnoliopsida, Lamiales, Lamiaceae. Gene Ontology annotation, biological process: detoxification of nitrogen compound.